UACUGACGCACAUUCGGGAUACAACUAGCUCUUCCCGUGUCUAUACCUGAAGGGGCCUAGAUCUUAGCGCAACGAUAUGUCCAGCUUUCGCGCCCCGCCCCGAAAGGGAGAGAACUUUGAACUCGCUGCCGAUCUCAAUAGCGAGUACAAGGAUAAACGCAAGGAUGCCAUCAAACGGGUGAUUGCAAAUAUGACCGUUCAAAAAGACGUCAGCGGUCUCUUCCCCGAUGUCCUGAAGAACAUGCAAACGGACGAUCUUGAGCAGAAGAAGCUCGUAUACCUAUAUCUCAUGAAUUACGCCAAGACACAACCGGAACUCGUGAUCCUGGCCGUCAAUACCUUCGUAAAGGACACGGAUGACCCGAACCCGCUCGUACGCGCUCUCGCAAUCCGAACUAUGGGCUGUCUCCGUGCCGAGAAGAUCAUCGACUACCUAUGCGACCCUCUCCAGAAGUGUCUGAAGGACGACAACCCCUAUGUGCGCAAGACGGCGGCACUCUGCGUUGCGAAGCUGUACGACCUGAAACCGGAGCUUGUGAUCGAAAAUGGGUUUCUGGAGCAACUGCGGGACAUGAUUGCGGACAGCAAUCCUAUGGUGGUAGCAAACACUGUCGCUGCCCUGACAGACAUACACGCCGCCGCCGUCGCUGCGGGCGUCCCACGGGACCAGUUUCCGAUUUCGACCGACAUUGUCAACAAGCUCUUGGUUGCGCUCAACGAGUGUUCGGAAUGGGGUCGAGUAGCGAUUCUGAACGUCCUCGCACGGUACACCGCAGAAGACGCUGGCGAGAGCGAGCAUAUCUGCGAGCGUGUUGUGCCCCAAUUCCAACAUGCGAAUGCAAGCGUUGUCCUUUCCGCUAUUAAGGUCGUGAUGAUCCACAUGCGUGACAUCAGUUCUGAAAACCUCUCUAAGACGCUUAUUCGUAAAAUGGCGCCGCCACUAGUGACCCUCCUCUCUAAUCCUCCGGAGGUGCAGUGGGUCGCCCUCCGUAACAUCAACCUCCUACUCCAGAAGCGCCCGGAUCUCUUGUCGAACGAGUUGCGCGUAUUCUUUUGCAAGUACAAUGACCCGUUGUAUGUCAAGGUCGAAAAGCUAGAUAUCAUGGUACGCUUGGCCUCCGAAAACAACGUAGACCCUCUGUUGAGCGAACUAAAAGAGUACGCCCAGGAGGUUGACGUCGACUUCGUCCGGAGAAGUAUCAAGGCUAUCGGCCAAACCGCAAUCAAGAUUGACGAGGCGGCGGAACGCUGUGUCAAUGUCCUGCUCGAGCUCAUCGGUACACGGGUUAGCUACGUCGUACAGGAAGCUGUGGUCGUGAUGAAGGACAUCUUCCGGAAGUACCCAUCAACAUACGAAGGCGUCAUUCCGACGCUAUGCGCGAACCUCGACGAGCUUGACGAACCAGAAGCCAAGGCGUCGCUUAUCUGGAUCAUCGGCGAAUACGCGAAGAAGAUCGACAACGCUGAUGAGCUCCUUGGUAUCUUCGUCGACACGUUUACGGAAGAGUCCUACCCUGUACAACUACAAACCUUGACGGCUGUGGUCAAGCUCUACCUCCAAAAGCCUGAAAGUUCGCAAGGUCUCGUGCAGAAGGUGCUCAAUACGGCGACGAAGGACUGCGAUUCGCCCGAUGUGCGCGAUCGUGCUUACAUCUACUGGCGAUUGUUGUCAACAGAUCCUGGUGCUGCCAAGGCCGUUGUACUCGCUGUACGUCCACCCAUAACCCUUCCCCGAACAACAGUGUCUGCUGUAUUACUGGAGGAGCUCUUGGGAGAGAUCCCCCUGCUCGCCAGCGUAUACCACAAACCUGCGGAGACGUUUGUUGGCCGGGGACGCAUUGGCGCGGAUACAGUGCAGCAGAAGAAAGCAGAACUUGCGGACGAUCGCAUCGCAACGCAGAAAGCUCUCCAGACUGUUGCUGCCGGCCAACAGGCGGAGAACCUCCUCGACUUCGACGACGACGUUCAAGGCGACGGCCAGCCAUCCGGUCUCGCUGCCACUACCAUCCUAGCACAAACUCCUGCAGCAGCGAACCUAUUGGCGGGAACGUCGAGCAAUCCGCUAGAUGACCUCGUCUCGAUCUUCGGGGGCGCGAACCUCAACUCGACCCCAGCGGCACCCGCCCCUGCGAAUGGCUUAGGAGGAUUUGGCUUUGGGGCAUCCCCACUCGCGCCUGCAGCACCAUCCAUCACCCCCACUGCUCUGUCGCCUCAACCUCCGCAACAGCCGGCACAGGGAGGGCAGGACGAUCUUUUGGGUUUGUUCUGAGCGUUUUUCCCAGUACUAGAGGUUUGCUUUGUUUCGCUGUCGUUUGGCC
Messenger RNA from Dichomitus squalens LYAD-421 SS1, 2318 nucleotides. RefSeq names its product clathrin binding protein. The record is from RefSeq and is a predicted model, not a curated record. Gene Ontology annotation, cellular component: membrane coat. Gene Ontology annotation, biological process: vesicle-mediated transport; intracellular protein transport. The transcript has 9 exons. Gene Ontology annotation, molecular function: clathrin binding. Lineage: Eukaryota; Fungi; Basidiomycota; Agaricomycetes; Polyporales; Polyporaceae. The coding region runs from base 77 to 2269 and encodes 730 amino acids.